AAAUCAACAAAAACACCAUCUCUAUCAGCUUCACAAACACAAAUUGGAGUCGCGCUGAACUCGCUUCGUCGUUAAAAAACGCUACCCUGAAAUCACCGCCGGAGUUUACCGUCUACCUCCAUAAACAGUGAGAAACUCGUCCAGAUCAAGAUGUCUCGAAGAUAUGAUAGUCGUACAACAAUCUUCUCUCCUGAAGGACGUCUUUACCAAGUGGAGUAUGCAAUAGAGGCUAUUGGAAAUGCUGGUACUGCCAUUGGAAUCUUGUCAAAAGAUGGGGUUGUUCUGGUUGGCGAAAAGAAGGUGACAUCCAAGCUUCUGCAAACCUCAACUUCAACUGAGAAAAUGUACAAGAUUGAUGAUCACGUUGCAUGUGCUGUUGCUGGGAUUAUGUCUGAUGCAAACAUCCUAAUCAAUACUGCUAGGAUCCAAGCACAGCGUUACUCAUUUGCUUACCAAGAGCCAAUGCCUGUUGAACAGUUGGUUCAAUCUCUUUGUGAUACCAAACAGGGUUACACACAAUUUGGUGGUCUCCGUCCGUUUGGAGUCUCUUUCCUGUUUGCAGGAUGGGACAAAAAUUUUGGCUUUCAGCUUUACAUGAGUGAUCCUAGUGGAAAUUAUGGCGGUUGGAAAGCCGGUGCUAUUGGUGCCAACAACCAGACAGCACAAUCAAUUCUAAAACAGGACUCAAAAGAAAAAAGAACACACCAGACCUUACCAAGAUAA
Lathyrus oleraceus (garden pea) is the source of this 723-nucleotide messenger RNA. RefSeq names its product proteasome subunit alpha type-4-like. Gene Ontology annotation, cellular component: proteasome core complex; proteasome core complex, alpha-subunit complex. The record is from RefSeq and is a predicted model, not a curated record. Gene Ontology annotation, biological process: ubiquitin-dependent protein catabolic process. The transcript has a single exon. NCBI's taxonomy places the organism in Eukaryota, Viridiplantae, Streptophyta, Magnoliopsida, Fabales, Fabaceae. The coding region runs from base 151 to 723 and encodes 190 amino acids.